Molecule: messenger RNA, 1263 nt
Organism: Aspergillus tubingensis
Lineage: Eukaryota; Fungi; Ascomycota; Eurotiomycetes; Eurotiales; Aspergillaceae
Product: TADA1 family protein
Exons: 4
Coding region: 1-1263 (420 amino acids)
Biological process (GO): regulation of transcription by RNA polymerase II
Cellular component (GO): SAGA complex
Molecular function (GO): transcription coactivator activity
Source: RefSeq, a predicted model, not a curated record
AUGCAGAUCGAUCCGGCUGCUCUGAGUCGGACAGACUCGGCCUCUACUACAAUAGCCUCGUCCAAAAGCACUGCUCCAAAUGCUCCGCCAACACAGAAGUCUACCAAAGCCCUCAUUUCCGUGCCGCGCCUGGACCUCGAGCCCAUCUACACCGAGCUGAAGGCCGCCAUCGGUGACAAUUGGGCCGAAUACAAAGAAGCUACCUCGCUCUUUCUUCUAGGACAACUGAACCAGAGCGAAUUGUCGUCGCGAGUCGAUCAUAUAAUAUGCGCCGAUCAAAAAACUGAGCAUCUACAUAACAAUUUCGUAUGCGCGAUUAUCGGCAAUCUUACAAGGGAUCUUCCAGAUCAUGGUGUCGCAAGCUGGGUGUCGGCGAACGACAAGCCGUCCGUCGUGUCAAAGCCGACAUCGGGCGAUGCCGCUGAACAAAGGCUCAAGACGGAGGUUAUGCAACUCCCUCCCCGGGAUCGUCGACGAAUCAAAGCUAUCCCCGAGCGUGACCCCCAUGAACUCGCGCCCAACGAACUGGAGGAAUAUCAUUUGGCGAAACAGAUCAAGUUGCCAAGUCAAGUACCAGCUAGUGCGGGCGGGUUGAAUAAGACAAACUGGGAACUCGAAAUUCGAAAACGAUAUGCACAGCCUCUGGCGUCAGAGUCCGGCGAAUUUCCGGACGCCGAAUCUAUCCACGCACGUAUGGUUCCCAUUUGCUACGAGGAAUCAAUCGUCAGCGGUGCAAGCCUUCCCUGUGCCGAGUUCAUGGCGAUCGCAACGGAGACUUUUGUCAAGGAAGUUCUAUCCGUGGUAUUCUCGCGGACGAGAUCGAACGGCCCUUCAGGCACAAUUAACGGCAUGAUGAUGCGCAAGUACCGACAGCAGCUUGAAAGUGAGGAAUUGGCAUUCACACGAGGAGAGAUCGUCAAGGAUAGCGCGACCGGUCUUCUCCCAGUUGAGGCCAAGGAGGCAAGCACCCGAAAACCCUUGGGCGUGCGAGAUCUCCGAUUAUCCUUAGAACUCGGCGGAGGUGUCCUGAGUCAUAUGCCUCUACUCGUGGAUCAGAUCAUGGGUGGGUAUCUCGAGGAUGAGUUAGAAACAGACAAGCAAGACCGAGUCGAGGAGGUGAUCGAUGUCCCCGACACAAAGCCCGACAGUUACAUGGACGAAAUGGACGUGGAUGAGGCGGAGUUCGACUGGGAAGGUGGGACAGUCACGGAUCGGGAGCAAUUGGGUGCCCUUCUGGAUGAGUGUCUGUCAAUGGCCUCGUGA